This is a messenger RNA of Saccharomyces cerevisiae S288C, 1416 nucleotides long. RefSeq names its product 1,3-beta-glucanosyltransferase (gene GAS4). The coding region runs from base 1 to 1416 and encodes 471 amino acids. Gene Ontology annotation, cellular component: plasma membrane; fungal-type cell wall. Lineage: Eukaryota; Fungi; Ascomycota; Saccharomycetes; Saccharomycetales; Saccharomycetaceae. The record is from RefSeq and is marked reviewed. The transcript has a single exon.
AUGAUGGUUUUUUCGAGCACCUUUAUUUUUCUAAUUUUGGAGUUAGUUGUACUGUGUGAAGCUUCAGUCCACACCAUUCAAAUUAAGGACAAGCAUUUCGUUGACACAGUGACUGGAAAACCAUUCUUCAUCAAAGGUGUGGAUUAUCAGCCAGGAGGCUCUUCCGACGUUAGUGAAAAGCAGGAUCCGUUAUCCAAUCCAGAUGCAUGCGCUCGUGAUAUUUUAUUAUUUCAAGAAUUGGGAAUAAACACAGUAAGAAUUUAUUCUAUAAACCCGGACCUGAACCAUGAUGCGUGCAUGACUAUGCUCGCAAUGGCAGGUAUCUAUCUUAUAUUGGAUGUCAAUUCCCCAUUGCAAAACCAGCACUUAAACAGAUAUGAACCUUGGACUACCUAUAAUGAAGUUUAUUUAGAACACGUUUUCAAGGUUGUCGAACAAUUUUCUCAUUACAAUAAUACUUUAGGAUUUUUUGCUGGGAAUGAAAUUGUAAACGACAAAAGAUCAGCACAAUAUUCUCCUGCCUAUGUCAAGGAGUUGAUUGGAACUAUGAAGAAUUACAUAAGCGCACACUCGCCCAGAACAAUUCCGGUAGGUUACUCUGCUGCAGAUGACCUGAACUAUAGGGUAUCACUGUCCGAAUAUUUGGAGUGUAAAGAUGAUGAUAAGCCAGAGAAUAGCGUUGAUUUUUACGGAGUUAACUCCUACCAAUGGUGUGGCCAACAAACUAUGCAAACUUCAGGGUACGAUACAUUGGUGGAUGCUUACAGGAGCUAUUCCAAGCCAGUUUUUUUUUCAGAAUUUGGAUGCAAUAAAGUAUUGCCAAGGCAAUUCCAGGAAAUAGGUUAUUUGUUUUCUGAGGAGAUGUAUUCAGUAUUCUGUGGAGGUCUGGUUUACGAAUUUUCACAGGAGGAUAAUAAUUAUGGGUUAGUUGAAUAUCAAGAAGAUGAUUCAGUACAGCUCUUAGCAGAUUUUGAGAAGCUUAAAUCGCACUACCAAAACAUUGAGUUUCCUUCUAUGAAGACUUUAAAGGAAACUGUUCAGAUGGAGGAGACGCCAUCAUGUGCGGAAGAUUAUGAAAAUUUGAAGAUUGAAUCUAAAAUUGCUAAAAAUUUAGGAAGUUCUUUGAUAAAAAAAGGCGUGAAAGUUGAAAAAGGCAAAUACAUAGAUAUUCACGAGGAUCAGCUGUCCACCAAUGUCACGAUUUUAGACAAGCAUGGUGACAGAUGGAAUGGGCCCAAAAAGAUUGAAAUUAGGCAAAGCCUGACAUUGGCAGACCUGGAAGGAGAAGAACAAGAAGACGCAGAUGAAGACAAAGAUGAUUUAAAACGAAAACACCGGAAUUCUGCCUCUAUUUCCGGCCCAUUGUUACCUCUUGGGUUGUGUUUGCUUUUUUUUACUUUUAGUUUAUUUUUUUAG